CCGGAGAGAGGAGUUGUUGUCGAAGCAGCAGAGACGGCGGAGCAGAGCAGGGGGUGUGUGAGACUGCCAGUGUGUUUGGGGCCGAACCAGGAGCACAACACGGCGUGAAUGAGAGAGGCAAGCUGGCGGGUUUCAACAUGGCAUCCGGAGAUACGCUGUACAUCGAGACAGACGGCUCGGAGAUGCCGGCCGAGAUCGUGGAGCUCCACGAGAUAGAGGUGGAGACGAUACCGGUGGAGACGAUCGAGACCACGGUGGUCGGCGGGGAUGACACCGACGACGAGGACGAGGAUGAAGACGACGACGACGACGAGGACGGGCAGCCGAUGAUCGCGCUGCAGCCGCUGGUCUCGGACGACCCGCACUCGAUCCAUCACCACCAUCACCACCACCACCAUCAGGAGGUGAUCCUGGUGCAGACCCGGGAGGAGGUGGUCGGCGGGGACGACUCGGACAUGCACACGGACGGCGGCGGGUACGAGGACCAGAUCCUCAUCCCGGUGCCUGCUCCGGGGGUGGAGGACGAGUACAUCGAGCAGACUUUGGUGACUGUUGCCGGGAAGAGCUCUGGGGGCCGGGUGAAACGAGCGGGCGGCGGGGGGAAGAAAGCGGGCAAAAAGAGCUACCUGAGCGGCGCGGAGGCCGGCGGGAGAAAAUGGGAGCAGAAGCAGGUGCAAAUAAAGACACUGGAGGGGGAGUUUUCUGUCACGAUGUGGGCAUCGGACAUCGACCAUGAGUCGGUGGUGGAGGAGCAGAUCGUCGGGGAGAACUCUCCUCCAGACUACUCCGAGUACAUGACGGGGAAGAAGCUGCCCCCUGGUGGCAUCCCAGGGAUCGACCUGUCAGACCCCAAGCAGCUGGCUGAGUUUGCCAGAAUGAAACCCAGGAAAGUCAAAGAGGACGACGCUCCUCGGACGAUAGCUUGCCCUCAUAAAGGCUGCACAAAAAUGUUCAGGGAUAACUCAGCCAUGAGGAAGCAUCUCCACACCCACGGACCCCGAGUGCACGUCUGCGCCGAGUGUGGCAAGGCCUUCGUCGAGAGCUCCAAACUCAAACGCCACCAACUCGUUCACACAGGGGAGAAACCGUUCCAGUGUACAUUCGAAGGCUGUGGGAAAAGGUUUUCUCUGGACUUCAACCUGCGCACACACGUGCGGAUCCACACUGGAGACCGACCCUACGUCUGCCCUUUCGACGGCUGCAAUAAGAAGUUCGCCCAGUCAACCAACCUAAAGUCUCACAUUCUGACACAUGCCAAAGCCAAAAACAACCAAUGAGGACCCGUCCACCAGCGUCCAGCCACACAGACGGGGAAAAAAGAAGAGCAUCCUGGCGGCACACCCCUCUUUUGAAGAUGGAAUGAAAGGCUUGAGACUUCAUUGAUUUAUAUAACAAAAAUGUGACUUUAAAAAAAAAGAAACACUGAAAAUCAGCUAGUUUUCCUGCGUCCCCCUCUCUUCUGCUGACUUACUGGAUGAGGAUCACAGUGACUAUUCCCCAAACUCGGCCAACACGCUCCCCUUUGUUUCUCCAGUGGCGCUCAGCUGCCAGAAGAUGGAACUCAAGGACACACAUCAGAGACUUAUUUUUACCAGAGUGAGCAGAGAAGCAGCGAUCCUUUAGUAUCUUAUUUUCUCGCAUAGCUUUUAUUUUCCUCGAGUGUGCAUAUUGUACACUUGACUCAGGCUAUGUUUAGUAAGAUUGUGAUUUUAUUUUUUCUUUCUCCUGCAUUAUGAGAUCGUACCUAUGAUACAAAACGGCCCCGGUCUUGUGUGACCCGUCUCACAUGUAUGAGAAAUUAAAAAAAACAGCUGUUAUGUUUGCUUUCCAUACCCUCUUUGGUUGUACUUUUCUCUAACCACAAAAUAACCUUGUAUACUUGUAUUGUAUGGCUGUAUUAAGAUUAUGUAGACAUAGAUAGAGGUGUGAUUUAAAGUGUUAACCAUUUAAACUUUUAGUCAUGAGUUGCUUUAUAUUUUCUAUGAAUUGUCUUUACACAGAUGAAUGGGUAAUAUACACUUACUCUGUCUCAUGUGAAGUAUCUGAAGCGUACGUUAACCUGACUGCAAGACCAUCAUUUUCUUUGUUAGAAUGUAAUGUACAGACGAAGUCAACCAUUUACUUCCUUUGUUGAUAUUUACACCCAUGUAUCUCAACUGCCCACAAUAAAAUGGGUCAUUGCAACCCUGUCAAAAUACA
Molecule: messenger RNA, 2199 nt
Organism: Limanda limanda (common dab)
Lineage: Eukaryota; Metazoa; Chordata; Actinopteri; Pleuronectiformes; Pleuronectidae
Gene: yy1b
Product: YY1 transcription factor b
Exons: 5
Coding region: 138-1277 (379 amino acids)
Biological process (GO): regulation of transcription by RNA polymerase II
Cellular component (GO): PcG protein complex; transcription regulator complex
Molecular function (GO): DNA-binding transcription factor activity, RNA polymerase II-specific; RNA polymerase II cis-regulatory region sequence-specific DNA binding
Source: RefSeq, a predicted model, not a curated record